Molecule: messenger RNA, 1800 nt
Organism: Aspergillus pseudotamarii
Lineage: Eukaryota; Fungi; Ascomycota; Eurotiomycetes; Eurotiales; Aspergillaceae
Product: putative phenol 2-monooxygenase
Exons: 5
Coding region: 1-1800 (599 amino acids)
Molecular function (GO): FAD binding
Source: RefSeq, a predicted model, not a curated record
AUGGUCGAGAAAGUUGACGUCCUUAUCUGCGGAAGUGGAUCCGCAGGCCUCUGCGCUGCUACAUGGCUCGCCCGCUGUGGGAUCCGCUGUAAGGUGCUGGAGCGCCGCGACGGACCUAUGACAAUGGGGCAGGCGGAUGGUGUUCAGUGCCGCACAGUCGAAAUCUUUGAGAGCUUCGGAAUUGGCGAAGAGUUGCUGCGCGAGUCCUACCAUGUCCUGGAGGUCGUUUUCUGGGCUGUCGAUGGUUCCGGCGACAUCAAACGUACUGGCCGAACGGCAGAUACACAGCCAGGGCUAUCACAUCAGCCGCAUGUAAUUUUGAACCAGGCCCGGAUUAACGGGUUAUUCAUCGAGUCUAUGCAGCGGUUCAAUAACCAGAUCAUUGAUUACGGGUUUGACAUCAAGAACAUUGAGGUUGAUAGCUCUCUCGUCAAUGAUCCCCAUUCGUAUCCGGUGAAGGUGACAGCUGAGAAGGAAGGGAGGACUGAGGUCUUCGAGGCGAAAUAUGCUCUUGCGUGCGAUGGAGCACACAGUACUGUCCGUCGCGCACUGGGUUAUAAAAUGGUCGGUGAUAGCAGCGACGCAGUCUGGGGUGUCAUGGAUAUGGUGCCCCGGACGGACUUCCCAGAUAUCCGGAAGAAAACCACCAUUCGCUCCAAGGCGGGUAACUUAUUGAUCAUUCCUCGUGAAGGCGAUGCCCGCAAUUUAACACGGUUUUACAUUGAGCUGCCGGCAGGGACCAAGGCCAAAGAGGUCAAGCUGGAGGACCUACAACAAUCUGCUAAGGCUAUUCUCAGCCAGUACAGAAUUGAGUUCCCCGAGACGGUGUGGUGGUCCGCCUACGCUAUUGGUCAGCGCCAUGCGGACUUCUUCCAUAGGGAUUACCGCGUCUUCCUGGCAGGUGAUGCCUGUCAUACCCAUUCCCCCAAGGCCGGUCAGGGCAUGAAUGUCAGCUUGCAGGAUGGAUAUAAUAUCGGCUGGAAGCUGGCCACUGUUCUGAAAGGAUUAGCGCCUCCAUCCUUGCUAGAGACGUAUGUCGUUGAGCGACAGAAGGUAGCUAUUGACCUGAUCAAUUUCGACCGAUAUUUCUCGAAGCUUUUCUCGUCUGGUGGACAGACAUCCCCUGCCGAAUUCCAGGAAGGAUUCAUCAAAUCCGGGAAAUAUACUGCUGGCUUGACGGCCAAAUACGAUAGUUCUGCGAUCACGUUUCACACCGAGGGAUCAGAACAGCUUUCUACUAAUAUUGUGACUGGCAUGAGGUUACCAAGUUCUCAAGUGGUGCGGUACUGUGACUCAAAGCCCAUGCAAUUGAUGACAGCCUUGAAGUCGGAUGGCCGCUGGCGAGUCAUGGCCUUUGUGGGCGACAUUAGCAGACCUGAGAAUAAGUCCAAGUUGAACGCACUUGGAAACUACCUAAGCUCAGAUGACAGCCCAUUGCACCGCUUCCGCCAGAAGGAUGCCGACAUGGACAGCGUGAUUGAGCCUAUCCUAGUCGGCUAUGGGAAGCGACACGGCAUCGAACUGGAAGAAAUUCCAGAGGCUUUCCACCCAAUCACCGGAAAGAAUCAAAUCAGAGAUCUGCACAAAAUAUACUUCGACGACGAAAGUUACAACAAAGGUCACGGCCGUGUAUACGAGUACCUCGGUAUCAGCCCUGAGAAAGGUGCAAUUGUGAUUGUCAGACCAGAUCAAUAUGUCUCGGCCGUGAUCGGACUCGACGAUUACCGGCAAAUAGGCCAAUUCUUCGAAGGGUUCUUGAUCCCUCAAGGUGAAUACGCCUCACCGGAGAGCAAAUUAUAA